GUCGCAGCCAACGGGACGCUGCCACUGCGCGGACCGUGCCCGGAGGACAUAUAUGGUGCGCCUGCAACGUGUGCAACUGGCGGCCGAGCGGCGGAGCAUCCCUAGCAGUCUGCCGACUGGCGCCGAGCGAGCCAGCCGUCCGUCAAGAUGAAGCUGAUGUUACGGCCCCUGGCGCUGGCUGGACUCGCCGUGACCCUGGUCCUGGUGGCUUCCGAGCAGCCGGAACAGUCACAGGUCGCCCCAGUCUCGGCUGAUCAAGCCAAGCGAGAGGGGAAGCUGUUCUUCGGCGGCCUGUACUCGACGGUGACGCGUCUCUCGAUCUCGCUAACCACCACCGGCACGCGCUUCUUCACGUGCAUCAGCGCCAUCGACAACACGCAAACGUGCACGGGCCGACGGCGCAGGAGGAACGUCAUCCAGGGCCUGCCCUCAGAGCUGUCACCGGAUCAGUACCAGCGCGGCCCGGUGCCCGUCUACAGCUCCCUGCAGCCAGAGGCAGAGGCCGGAGUGCACACCGACUCGGAGGUGCGCGACCCCAAGGGGCUCUUCCUGACCAUCUUCACCACGACCACGAGCAGCCUGACGCUGGGCACCUUCUUCUCUGACACGGGCACCACCGUCUCCCUCAGCGUGGCCUGCUUCGACCCGUCCUUCAGUUUCCCGCCGGCCUGCUAGGACCCGGUGCCGUGAGGCUCCGCCGAGGCACUGUUUGCUGUUUAGCCGAAGGCUGAGAGCUCAUGUCGUGUGACUUCCUGCUCAGUUAUUUUUCCCUCUUGUUAUCAGUGACUUGUGAUUACGUGAGCCGUGUUCGGUAAUACACAUCUGCAAAUGUAUGCUUAA
Messenger RNA from Amphibalanus amphitrite, 840 nucleotides. RefSeq lists its product as uncharacterized. The record is from RefSeq and is a predicted model, not a curated record. Lineage: Eukaryota; Metazoa; Arthropoda; Thecostraca; Balanomorpha; Balanidae. The transcript has 4 exons. The coding region runs from base 148 to 675 and encodes 175 amino acids.